ACGUAUAUCAAUGAUUGCUUCAACAUUUGCACCUGAGAAUUUCCGCUCAUACCUCACUCAACUCACUGUUUUCUUUUACAGGUCGGCAGUUUGACGGCCAUCAAGGCUCGCUCUCCGGUCAUCGCAGGAAAUUUCGCAGUUUGGGGCGGUAUGUUCAGCACAAUCGACUGCACCCUGGUGCAUUUCCGGAAGAAGGAAGACCCGUGGAACUCGAUCAUCAGCGGAGCGGCCACCGGAGGAAUCCUGGCGGCACGUAAUGGCGUCGGCGCUAUGGCCGGCAGUGCCAUCAUCGGUGGCGUCCUGCUGGCACUGAUCGAAGGCGUCGGAAUCCUGUUUACGAGAAUUUCCGCCGAACAGUUCCGCUCACAGCCGAUCGUGGAAGACCCCUCGGCGCUGGGUGACCCCUCGCAGAAUGCUGCCGGUGCAUCGGCAUCGGCGUCGUCGUCCUCAUCGAUGCCAUUCGGUUUCGGGAAAGAGAAAGGAUUCAAUUAGAAUGGAAGCUUGACCCUUUCCAAUAGUGUGAUGAUGAAAAACCCGCGGGAACUUUGUAACGGAUGACUGCGAGCGAGCGCGAUUAGGCACGAUUGUGUGAUAGAAUCUAGUGAAACUGUAUGGUAACAAAGGUGGGGACAAGAAAAGUGUUCUGCUAACACACGCCGAAUUUCGGUACAUCCGGAUGCCGAUAAAAUAUAACGAACGAAACGAUCGGGCGGUGGCAUUGUUGGAUGAAAUCUUUCUAAACUAUUUCCUCCAACUACUGAGCUUCUCGAUGAACGAUGAAUGGUAUCGUCAACUUUUUUCUGUUUCUUUCAGAACCGGAUGAGCAAAAUUAGACCUAGUUUUCUGUAUAUAAAUCUAAGAGCAAAUAAAAUUCGAUUAUUUCAAACUUGAUUAAAA
This is a messenger RNA of Aedes albopictus (Asian tiger mosquito), 897 nucleotides long. RefSeq names its product mitochondrial import inner membrane translocase subunit Tim17-B. Gene Ontology annotation, biological process: protein import into mitochondrial matrix. NCBI's taxonomy places the organism in Eukaryota, Metazoa, Arthropoda, Insecta, Diptera, Culicidae. Gene Ontology annotation, molecular function: transmembrane protein transporter activity. Bases 151 to 492 code for a protein of 113 amino acids. Gene Ontology annotation, cellular component: TIM23 mitochondrial import inner membrane translocase complex; mitochondrial inner membrane. The transcript is spliced from 2 exons. The record is from RefSeq and is a predicted model, not a curated record.